UUGGCCCGGGCAUCACGAUGGAUCGGGACGAGGGGCUGACGGCCGUGGACAACAUAGUCACUCAGUUCAACACCUAUGAAGAUUUCCUCGACUCGCAGAUCACUACCGUGGACCUGUACUACCUGGAGGAUGAAGGCCUGGCCCGCCAGUUGGUGGAGCUAGGCUACCGAGGGACUGGAGAGGUGGUUAAAAGGGAAGAUUUUGAAGCAAGGAAGGCAGCGCUAGAGAUUGCAAGGCUGGCUGAAAGAACUCAGAAAAAGACGUUAACAAGUGCUGGUAAAGACCUGCAAGAUAAUUUUCUGAAGGCUCUGGCAGUGAGAGAAGAAGACAAUCGCAAUGGAAAAGUGAGCACCGUGAUCUUUAUUCGUGACAGAAAUUCUCAUGGGCAGGAGAUAUCAGGAUACAUUGACUAUGCCCACAGGCUAAAGAUCGAAGAUUUUGAAGUCUACUUUAGUGGAAAAAGAAGACUUCUUCCAAAACCCACAGAUAUGAGCUUUUACAACUGGGACAGUCAUAUUGCUGUUUGGAAUUCAACUCCCAAUUAUCAAGUGAUUGCUGAUAAUCCAGAAGGCUUACUUUUCAAAUACAAAAGAGACAGAAAAAUUCUCAAUGUAGAUCCAAAGGUUUCCCCAGGCGACAACUCUACUAGAACCCCUAUCCAGACAGAACUCUACAUUCAAGCUGUCAUUUUUGACCACAUUUCCAGAAGAAAGACUUAAAUACCAACAUGUUACGUGGUCCCCUAAUGACUUGCUAAAUUUGAAUGAAUUCUAUAACCCGGAGCAACUUAGAAAAUAAAUGAGUCUGUAGA
Molecule: messenger RNA, 811 nt
Organism: Callorhinus ursinus (northern fur seal)
Lineage: Eukaryota; Metazoa; Chordata; Mammalia; Carnivora; Otariidae
Gene: CFAP299
Product: cilia and flagella associated protein 299
Source: RefSeq, a predicted model, not a curated record